AUGGCGCCCUGGCCACCACUGCGGGCGCUGCUGUACGCAGCACCCUGCCUGGUGCUCUUUGGCGCUGGGGCGCGCAUCGCGGGCUUGGCCCUGGUGGGGGUGGUGGGCCUCUUGGAGCUGAGCCGCGCGCCGCUGCUGCUGCGCCUGCUGCUGAGCUAUGGCCUUGGGGCGCUGCUCAGCGCCCACGCGCUGCUGGCGGUCGGAAGGCAGUCACCAGAUGAAACCGCCGCCCCUCUCCCGCCGGCGGAGUCGGUGAACACGCUUUCGAUCAUACUGCCUUGUGCCAAUGAGAGCUUCGUGCGGGAGACGGUGUUGUCCAUUUGGGACACAACGCCAGCAGAGGAGCUGGUGGAGAUAAUCAUUGUGGAUGAUGAGAGUGUGCCCCCAGUGGCCGAGCACCUGGAACGCAGCGGGGGUUUUCUCGGCAAGCACCGGGUCAGGGUCCUGCGGAACCCGAAGGGCGUGGGCCUCAUCAGCUCCAAGCGCAUGGGCGCAGAUGCGGCGAAAGGGGACGCCGUGGUUUUCCUGGAUUGCCACGUGAAGCCCAUGGCCAACUGGACAGCGCCGCUGUUGGAGCACCUUCGGGCCAACAGCCGGCGGGUGGUGAUGCCCGAGAUCCUGGGCCUCGAUGUGGACACCUGGCAGGAGAUGCCCAUAGGCACCAUGGAGGGGGGCAAGAAGAUGUGCCUGUCCUGGUCAGCGGACAUGUUCUGGUGCAAUUUGCUCCCUGGCCCAGAGGUCCCCAUCUUGAGUGGCGGCCUCCUGGCGAUGACCCGGAGCUGGUGGCGCGAGAGCGGCGGAUACGACCCCUCCAUGCGCUUCUGGGGCGGGGAAAACCUGGACCAGUCCCUGCGGACCUGGCUCUGCGGCGGGGAGAUUGUAUGGGCAAAUGGCUCGCAGGUGGCGCACAUGUACCGCGACCCCUCGAAGCCCAAGACGACGCUGCGUUACCACCUCCCGGAGGAGCACAUCCUCCGCAACCGCCUGCGCGCGGCCACAGCCUGGAUGGGCCCCUGGCUCCAAAAGGUGCAGGGCUUCCCGGAGUUCAGUAACAUAGACGUGGGCAGCAUGGACUACUUCGAUGAGUUGAAGCAGCGGCUCAAGUGUGGUAGUUUUGUGGACUACAUCCACAGGUUUGAGAAGCUCUUCUUCAACGCCGGCAUGUUGCCAGAGACCGUCUUCCAUCUGAUGAAAGAUGCCAGCGGCUUGUGCCUCACCCUGGACCUGCACUCGGGGAAAGUCUAUCUCUCCGAUUGCAUCGAGGGCUACGAGGGUCAGCGGUGGCAUUAUUCCAAUGCAUUCUCACGGGAGGACCUUGAGUGCUGCAGUGGCCUGAAGAUUUGGAAUGCCAACUUCUGCCUUGCUUGGUAUGGCUCGCAUUUGCUGACGCAGGACUGCGCCCUGCUCGGCAGCCAGUUCCAGGAGUUUAGCAUCCAGGAGGAUGGCCUCAUCUUGGCGCCCCACCUCGAGGACAAACAGCCUGACUACUGCUUGCUGGGCGCUGGUUCCCUAAGGGACGUCGCCUUCCUGUCAGGCCGUGACAAUAGCUUUGCUCGCCUGGAGCUGAGUGAGGGAACUUUGCGCCUGGUUUCGGCUUCCGGCUGCUUGGUCAUCAAGGGGCAGCAGCUGUUCUGGGGCGACUGCAGCCGCAGCGUGCGGCUUGAGAUCGUGGCAGAUAGCGCCGGCCGGAAGCAGCUGGGUACAGGCGGCAUGUGCCUGGAUGCUGGCCAGGGCAACACGCCUAUGCUCUACUCCUGCCACGAACCGGAGCUCCGGAUGCACAAUCAGGAGUUCCUGGGGGACCAUGGCACAGCGCUGUGCUGGGCCCAGGCUCCUCCUGAAGAACCCAUGUGCUUGGGUGAGGUGGAGGAGGGGCCUUCCGGUCUAGAGCUGGCACCGUGCGGCUUCUCGGAUAGCCAGGCGCUCUUUGCCCGUGCCCACGGCGACGGCACUGUCCUGGUCCACCAGGACGCCUGUUUGCUGCCAGACCUGCAGCGCCAGCUCCCUGGGGGAACCUUCCCCCUGGUCUUCGGGCCCUGCAGCAUGGCCUGGCAGGAGGGCCAUGAGCAGCUGAAACUGCUCGCCCCCGAUCACCACCAGGCGCUUUGCCUCGCGGCAGAGGGCGGUUUCAGUGGCAGCGCUGCCACUGCGGUGGCGGCGCCGUGCGACCGCGGCAGCCUGCUGCAGCGCUUUGAGCUGGUGAAGCUCACGGACGAGCGGGUGGCGGUGAGGCGGAUGUCCUACUGGAUAGAAAGUGGCAAGAAGAGAUAUCCGGGCCUUUGCCUGGACCGCGCGGCGCCAAAGCGGCAGAUGGUGGAGGCGGUGCCCUGCAGAGAGGCAAUGGGCGCUUGGAGCACCCUGUGGGAGGAAGUUCCACUGGAGAGGCAGCUUUACAACGUGCUGCACCCGCCGGACCACCCUGAAAGCGCGCCUGAGCGAGUCCCUAAGUAG
Messenger RNA from Effrenium voratum, 2451 nucleotides. NCBI's taxonomy places the organism in Eukaryota, Dinophyceae, Suessiales, Symbiodiniaceae. The record is from the annotation of a GenBank genome assembly.